This is a messenger RNA of Cryptomeria japonica (Japanese cedar), 3315 nucleotides long. RefSeq names its product pentatricopeptide repeat-containing protein At5g27110-like. Gene Ontology annotation, biological process: RNA modification. Gene Ontology annotation, molecular function: protein binding; RNA binding. The transcript is spliced from 2 exons. The coding region runs from base 134 to 2593 and encodes 819 amino acids. The record is from RefSeq and is a predicted model, not a curated record. NCBI's taxonomy places the organism in Eukaryota, Viridiplantae, Streptophyta, Pinopsida, Cupressales, Cupressaceae.
AAAACAAAAAAAUAGUAAUAAAAAAUUGAAGCAUACAUACAAAUAUGGAAUGUAAAAGUAUUAUCCCAUUCACAGAAAUGCCAGCACGACUGAAUAACACUGCACGUUUUCCUGCUCCACUUACAGUCAUAAGAUGUCAUUGCCAGCCGCUACUCAUCUCAAUCUCACAGCAUUAUGUAAAGAGGGCCAGUUGAAAGAGGCGCUGCACAUUCUGCUUACAACUCACAAACCUCCUGAGGACGACUCUACAUAUCUUCGAUUAUUGCAGACCUGCAUUCUCAAAAACGCUCUUUCACAAGGGAAAAAUGUCCACUCUUUUAUCACUCACAGGCAAUUUGCAUUUGCUACACGCAAAACUUUUCAUAGUAAACUUAUUUACAUGUAUGUCAAGUGCGGAAGCUUGGUUGAUGCUCGUAAAGUGUUUGAUCACAUGCAAGAACGAGACAGUGUCUCAUGGAAUAGGAUUAUUGCAGCCUACAGAAGACAUGGGUAUCCUCACGAGGCGGUCAGAUUGUUUCACCAAAUGCAACGAACAGGUUUCCAACCCGAUGAGUUCACAUUAACUAGCGUGCUUCCAGCCUGUGCCAAAAUCGGAGCUUUGGAACAGGGUAUAGAUAUCCAUCAAAGCAUAAAGGAUAGCGGAAUUUCGUCAAAUGUUGCAGUUGCAACUGCCCUGGUAGAUAUGUAUGCAAAAUGUGGAAGCAUAAAGAAGGCACGUGAAUUGUUUGACAAAAUGCCUGAACGAAAUGUGGUCACAUGGACUGCAAUGAUUGCAGGAUAUGUACAACUUGAAUUUGUUGAAAAGGCUCUCGAAACUUUCAAGCAAAUGCAGUUGGCAGGUGUAAAGCCAAAUUCCACGACCUUUGCCAGCGUCCUUCCCGCCUGCGCCAAAAUGGGAGCUUUGGAACUGGGUGUGGACAUCCAUCAAAGUAUAGUGGAAGGGGACUUUUUGUCAGAUGUUGUAGUUGCAAGUGCCUUGGUGGACAUGUAUGCAAAAUUUGGAAGCACUGACAAGGCACGUGGGUUGUUUGAGAGAAUGCCUCGGAGAGAUGUGGUUUCAUGGAAUGCCAUGAUUACAGGAUAUGCGCAAAAUGGAUUAGUUGACAAGGCUUUUGAAACUUUCAAGCAAAUGCAAUUGGCAGGUGUAAAGCCAGAUUCCACAACCUUCGCCAGCAUUCUCCCUGCUUGUGCUAAAAUGAGAGAUUUGGAACAGGGUAUGGACAUCCAUCGAAACAUAAAGGAUAGAGGAAUUUUGUCAAAUGUUGCAGUUGCAACAGCCCUAGUAGACAUGUAUGCAAAAUGUGGAAGCAUAGAUAAGGCACGGAAACUGUUUGACAAAAUGCCUGAAAGAAAUGUAGUGUCUUGGAAUGCCAUGAUUGCAGGAUAUGCGCAAAAUGGAUUUUUUGAAAAGGCUUUAGAAACGUUCAAGCAAAUGCAAUUGGCAGGUGUAAAGCCAAUGUCUACAACCUUUGCAAGCGUCAUCCCUGCCUGUGCCAAAAUGGGAGCUUUGGAACAGGGUAUGAACAUCCAUCAAAGCAUAAUGGAAGGGGGCUUUUUGUCAGAUGUUAUGAUUGGAAAUGCUCUGGUAGACAUGUAUGCAAAAUGUGGAAGCAUAGACAAGGCACGCGAACUGUUUGGAAGAAUGCCUCAAAGAGAUUGCAUCUCAUGGAAUGCCCUGAUCGCAGGAUACGUACAAAAUGGAUAUUUGGAAAAAGCUUUAGAAACUUUCAAGCAAAUGCAACUGACAGGUGUAAAGCCAGACUCCACAACCUUUGCGAGCAUCCUCCCUGCCUGUGCUAAAAUGGGAGCUUUGGAACAGGGUAUUGACAUUCAUCAAGGUAUAAAUGAUAGAGGAAUUUUAUCAGAUGUUGUAGUUGCAACUGCCCUAAUAGACAUGUAUGCAAAAUGUGGAAGCAUAGACAAGGCACGUGAACUGUUUGAUAAAAUGCCUGAAAGAAAUGUGGUGUCAUGGAAUGCCAUGAUUGCAGGAUAUGCACAAAAUGGAUUUUGCAAAGAUGCUCUCAAAAUCUUUGAAUUAAUGAAGCACUCUGGAACAUAUCCUGACAUCGUAAGCUUUGCUUGUGUUUUAUGUGCAUGCAGCCAUGUAGGUUUAGUGGAUGAGGGCUGCACAUACUUCAAUCACAUGAGUAACUCUUAUUGCAUUAUACCUACAGUUGAUCAUUAUGUGUGCAUGGUUGAUCUUUUUGCCCGUGCUGGCUAUCUUGAGGAUACCCUAAACUUUAUCAUUAAGAUGCCAGUUAAACCUGUAGUGGUUGUGUGGAUGUGUUUUCUUGGUGCCUGUAGAUCACAUAUGAAUAUAGGUUUAGGAGUAUUUACAUCGAUGAUGCUUUUUGAUUUGGAUGCUAAAAAUGCUGCAACCUAUGUUCUUCUGUCAAACAUCUAUGCAGAAGUAGGUAGGUGGGAUGAGGUUGAAAUGGUAAGGAGAUUGAUGAAAGAUAGAGGAAUUAAAAAGAUACAUGGAUGUAGUUGGAUUGAAGGCCAUAAAACAGUACAUACUUUUUGUGUAGGAGACAGAUUACAUCUACAGACAGGAGAUCCAUGCAAAGUUGGAGAAAUUGGCUUGGGAGAUUAAAGCAGCAGGGUGUUUUCCAGAUUCAAGACAUUCACUUAAUGAUGUGGAAGAGGAGGAAGAAUAAUUAUAUAUCUGCCACCACAGAUCUAAGACAUUCACUUAAUGAUGUGGAAGAGGAGGAAGAAUAAUUAUAUAUCUGCCACCACAGAUCUAAGACAUUCACUUAAUGAUGUGGAAGAGGAGGAAGAAUAAUUAUAUAUCUGCCACCACAGUGAAAAGUUGGCAAUUGCGUUUUGUUUGUUAAACAUGCCCUCUGGAACGACUAUUACAGUUGUUAGGCAGCUUUGAGUAUGUGCUGAUUGCCACACUGCAGCGAACUUUAUCUGUAAGAUUGUUAGAAGAGAAAUUGCUGCGAAAGAUGCUAACCAUUUCUAUCAUUUUAAACAGGGAUAAUGUUCUUGGGGAGAUUAUUGGUGAUGCUAAUUGAAGCAAUCUGGAAAUCGAAUAAUGUGCAUUGUGUUGGAUCUGCAGUAAUGAUGAAGGGACAAGGAAACCUGCAUAUAUAUGAAAUGAAAAGCUAGACAAGGAGGAGGAGAAUGGGGGAUAAAUAAAAGGUGAGGCAAACUUCAAAUAAAUGGAAAGAUGGCUGAACAAUAAAAAUGGAGACUAGGGUUCACGACCAAUCCUUGUCAUAUUGUAUAGCUUUUUUGUUUGGAUUAUUUGCAUUAUCUUUUGACUAUGUCAAGUUUGACUAAUUGAGAUUAAGUUAACAUUCUAGAUUA